This is a messenger RNA of Cyclospora cayetanensis, 2892 nucleotides long. RefSeq lists its product as uncharacterized. The record is from RefSeq and is a predicted model, not a curated record. Gene Ontology annotation, molecular function: glutamate-tRNA ligase activity; ATP binding. The coding region runs from base 1 to 2892 and encodes 963 amino acids. Gene Ontology annotation, biological process: glutamyl-tRNA aminoacylation. Lineage: Eukaryota; Apicomplexa; Conoidasida; Eucoccidiorida; Eimeriidae. The transcript is spliced from 13 exons.
AUGUAUGUUCACGCAAAUGACCAUUCCUUGUCUCCGAAUGAAGCCUGGUUGUUCGUCUGCUCUUCAGCUCCAUGUCCUGUUGUCACAUCGGUUCAAUCCCCAAUGCCUGCCUCUGCUACAAAUCCACGGAAUCACAGGGCUCAUCCACCGAAAAGGUCGGGCUUAAUGGAUGAUAUUAACUAUUUGCUGGCUGCCGUGUUCACCUACCCAUGCAGUGCACAACACCUAGAGGAUGAGCCGCCAGAAAUUAGACCUACCAGCUUAGGAAGGCAAAGUGACCAGUUAUUCCUCCUGUUGUGUCAUGCGCAUUGUGUUUUUGCUGGCAGAGGCUACACUGCGGGCAUUUUUACACGUAGAUCUCCCCGUGUUAGAGAGAGCAGAGUAAUGAAGAUUGCCUACAAAAUCCAUUACAGUGACCGACAAUUCCCUGCUUUGGUUAAACAAGGAAAAGACUUCACGACUUCCAGCAACAUCACAGACAUUCUAAAUGCAGUAGUGUGCACAAGAAGCUCCUCCAAAUGGUCUAAAUGCGAAACAUAUUUAAAAGUGGACGUGAAGAUGCACGCUUCAACUGAUGACUGGCAUACAGCCGUGCUGGAGCAUAAAUUUCAUUGCAAGGUACUCGACGAAUAUUCUAGGCUGAAGCGCUUUUUCAUAGCCCCAGGAGGAGACAUUUCGUCGGCCUCCCUUCCUGGGGGGCCCCUUGUCGUUCGUUUUGCCCCGAGUCCAACCGGACUUCUCCACGUGGGGGGUGCCCGUACGGCUCUCCUCAACUUUGCCUUUUUGAAGGAGCACCAACGACAUUUGGGAUCCCCAAGCGGCUCCUCAGAUGUUUGCAGGGCUGCAGGAGGUGGACGUUCGCGCCUAAUCUUGCGAAUUGAAGACACAGAUGAAGCCAGAAGUAAUAUCGACACCGAGAGGGCCUUGAUUGAAGACCUCAAGUGGCUGGGCGUUUCAUGGGAUGAAGGACCCGACGUUGGAGGCCCCCGAGGCCCCUACCGCCAGUCUGAGAGGCUCAAGAUUUACUGGCAGCAUGGCCAGGAGUUGCUACGGCAAGGCUUGCUCUACAGAUGCUUCUGCAGCAAAGCGCGGCUGCUGCAGCUACGACAACAGUGUGUUCAACAGGGCCUGCCACCCCGGUACGAUGGGCAGUGCCGCUCUUUGGAUCCCACAAAAGCCGAGCAGCUCGCAGCAGAAGGCAAAACCUUUGCGCUCAGAUUCAAGAUUCCGACGGAGCCAGACGAGAUUCGCUUCACGGAUAUCCUUAGGGGGACCCUUUCCUUCUCCCUGAAAAGAACGCUGGGCGACUUCGUCUGUUUUAGACCAACGCUCUCUGAAGGAACUGGAGGCCCCCGGAGCGAGGUGCCCUUGGAGGGGGGCCUCCUAGGAGUUCCCGUAUACAACUUUUGCGCCGCCGUGGACGACUGGCUAAUGGGAGUCACUGCUGUGGUGCGAGGAGAAGAGCAUAUCCCAAAUACCAUCGCGCAGAUGCUUGUGGGAAGGGCGCUUGGAGCUCCGCUGCCGCGCAUAUGCCAUUUGCCAGUGAUGAUCGCAAAAGAAGGCGGCAAAAUAAGCAAACGAGCACAAUCCGGUAGCGCAGGGACCGUGGCGUGUGGCAGCAGCACCGACCGCAAGACCAGCCGCAGCGGCGGCAGUAGCAGUACCAGCGUUAAUGACUACACAGUCAGGGGCCUAAGGAUGCGAGGGUUUCAUCAUGAGGCGGUAGCUGAAUACCUCAGGGGCCAUCACAUUGGCGAGUUGAAUCAGAAAGGGUGCGCGGAGAGGGCUGAGCUUUCACUCUUUGCCGUGUUUGUUUUGACUCUGGGCAGGGAUGCAUCUGUACUUUUGGCUGUGCUUGAAAGGCCGCCUAAGCCCCUAUUGAGUCUCUUGGGUCGCAGCGCCUUUUGCUUUGAUGAGGAGCAUCUGCGAUUUGCGCACAGAAGAAAACUCCUACAGCUAGUGGCUUGCCCCAAUGCGGAGCCCCUCGUUGGUUUCUUUUUGAAAGUCGUUGCCCAGGCACCUGGCGUCUGCAAGGAUGCUACACACUUUUGCCAAAACCCAGCCGCAGCACCCACAGCAACGAGAGGCGAUUACGUGGAGGCGCUGUCCGCGUCCCUGCAUGUCACGGAGCCCUCUUUGUUUGCAUUUCUCUCACUGGCUGCCAGGAGGUUGCUGCUUCAGCAUACAACGCCGUCUGCCGUGUUGAGGGAAUUCUCCCUUUCCUUGAGCACUCGCCUGCCCAUGCAGGUUUUAGGUGCCUCGGGAGCUGCUGCUGGGGCCACUAGAUUUUCUUGCCCGUCCAUUUGGCAGCAUUCGGAGUCUGGCGAGGAACGGCAGUUUCGCGCUGUUGCGGCCGCAGUGGUCGAGUCAGGCGAUUUGUUUGUUGCCUUGUCCCGUGCAGCGGAAGGCACUCAGGAAGCUGAAAAACAGAGAGGAGCGGCUACUUCCAAAGGACAGGAUGAGAUCAGAAAAGGAUUCCCAGAAGGGGAGGUGCUGCAGCGCUUUGAAAAUUGGAAAGACCAUUUGAGCAGAAAACUGAACCUGGAUAAGGCGGGUAUAAUGAAAUGCAUCAGACGCGCCCUCACAGGACAAGAGACGGGUCUGCCUCUUUUACAGCUGCUCGAGUUGCUGCGAGCUGCAGAGGCCGCAGGUCUCUCUCCGUUUGGCAGUCGCCAUGCUUUUUCCUCUCUAGUAGCACCCCAAACAAAGCAAGUUGAGGCGAGUACAGACGGAGAUAUGCACAUUGUCGUAGCCAGAGAAGUCGACGUAAGAAGAAGUAUACAGGAAUACAAAGCAAGAGCUGAUUUGCGAACAACACAAGCAGACCUAUCUGCGUAUUCUUUGAACUGCACGCAAAGAUUUAAAAUGCCCCCUCUGCUCCCUUCUGCUUAA